This is a messenger RNA of Penicillium manginii, 1314 nucleotides long. RefSeq lists its product as uncharacterized. The coding region runs from base 1 to 1314 and encodes 437 amino acids. The record is from RefSeq and is a predicted model, not a curated record. NCBI's taxonomy places the organism in Eukaryota, Fungi, Ascomycota, Eurotiomycetes, Eurotiales, Aspergillaceae. Gene Ontology annotation, cellular component: fungal-type vacuole membrane. The transcript has 4 exons. Gene Ontology annotation, molecular function: calcium:proton antiporter activity. Gene Ontology annotation, biological process: calcium ion transmembrane transport; intracellular calcium ion homeostasis.
AUGGAAACCCCAACCACCCGUUUACGGAAGUCCGCGAAAACCGAACACGAUAGCAUGCCUGUCUCUCAAAAUCAAUACCUCCCACUGGCAGACGGAAACAAGCCUCCUUUGGCGAACGAGACGCCGGCCCCGCAAGCCUCCAGACCAAGCAAUGAACGAACGCCAACGAUAACGCGACCUUUGGACGUGGCAAAGUCCGGUUUUGCUACUCUGAAGAUGGUACUUGGAGAGAGCUACACGAGCUAUCUUCUCCCCUUUGUGUUUUUGGGAAUCAUCGCGGGGAAACAACAUUGGGAUGAUUCGCUGGUCUUUCUACUGAACUUUCUGGCGAUUCUUCCUCUUGCAUCAUUGCUCUCGUUUGCGACCGAAGAAUUGGCAAAAAGUGUGGGCCAAUUGCUUGGAGGAUUAAUUAAUGCGACAUUCGGCAAUGCGGUGGAAAUGAUUGUUGGAAUCACUGCUGUCGGUCGCGGCGAAAUGAACAUCGUUCAGUCAAGUAUGGUUGGAAGUAUUCUUUCUGGGAGUCUUCUGAUCCUAGGAUGCUGCCUUACUGCAGGCGGUUUGUCAAAAGACACAGUCACCUUCAACGUCGACGUCAGUGGAAUUUUAUCAUCGUUGAUGGUUGUCGCUUCGGCAUCACUGAUCAUUCCAUCCAUUCUGGAUGCAACUACACCUUCCAAAUCGGACGCAGUACAUGAUAGCGUUUUGAGCUUAUCACGAGCCACCUCGGUUGUCUUGCUCCUAUUUUAUCUCGUCUAUCUCCUCUUUCAGCUAAAGACUCACGCUGAUCUUUUCGUUGAUGGGUCUGGAACGGAGGAAGAGGAAGAAGAGAUCAAGCUUGGUCCUUGGUCUGCGAGUGCUGUGUUGAUCACAGCUACUCUGGGGGUUACUGCCUGCUCCGACUACCUCGUCGAUAGCGUCGACGGCUUCGUUGAGGUUUGGGGGGUGAGCCGAGCUUUCAUCGGACUCAUUGUUGUGCCAGUGAUUGGAAACGCAGGGGAGUUUAACACCGCUAUAACCGCAGCUAUGAAGGAUGGCAUGGAUCUGGCAAUAGGUGUCAUAGUUGGGAGCACACUCCAGAUUGCACUGUUUGUCAGUCCAUUCUUGGUGAUAUGCGGCUGGAUUAUCGGGCAACCCAUGUCUCUUCGUUAUAGCACAUUCGAGACGGUGGUGUUCUUCCUAUCAGUGAUCGUGAUGGACUGCUUGAUUCGUGGCGGACGAUCUAACUACUAUGAGGGAUUCCUAUUAAUUGGAACCUACCUGAUUAUAGCGAUCGCAUUCUACAUACAUCCAGACUCGGUCGACACGAUAGCCUGA